AAACAAACAAUGAUAUCACUUUUUCGGUGAUAAAUAGAUAUAUUAUCACUAUCUAUAUACGGUCAUCAUUCAAUAAUUCAAAACUAGCUGUGUACAUAUCUCGUCUUAGGUUUAAAGAUUUUUUAUAUAGUUCAGAUAAAAUAUUUUUUGCUAAAAGGAUGCUUGUCCGAGUAUCACUUCGCUGCUUGAAGCUAGCAGAUACACUUACUUUUGGCAAAGCAGGUCGAUUCAGCACAAUGGCUUCGAUGGAACGGAACCACAAUUUCUUCUUUCGACAGCUCUUCGACCUUGAAAGCAGUACCUACACAUACCUUCUAGGUGACACCACCAAUAAAGAGGCAGUGCUUAUUGAUCCUGUAUAUGAACAUGCUGAGAGAGACGCCAAUCUUAUCAAGGAAUUGGGAUUCAAACUUGUCUAUGCCAUGAACACACACAUGCACGCUGAUCACAUAACUGGUACCGGCAAGCUCAAAUCUCUCCUCCCCGGGACUAAAAGUGUGAUUGGCAAGGGAUCUGGUGCCCUAGCAGAUAUCUAUUUGAAGGAUGGUGAUGUAGUUCGCUUCGGUAGUCAUCAGCUGUGGGCCGCAGCCACACCUGGACACACAAAUGGCUGUUUCACAUACAUUAGCCAUGAACAGUGUAUGGCCUUCACCGGUGACGCACUCCUGAUCCGCGGUUGCGGCCGAACGGAUUUCCAAGAAGGCAGUUCAGAAACCCUCUAUAAGUCGGUGCAUGACAGAAUAUUCACAUUGCCCGAUCAUUUCACAUUAUACCCGGCGCACGAUUACAAAGGACUCACGUCAACAACUGUUGGUGAGGAGAAGAAAUACAACCCACGGCUGACGAAGCCGAUAGAAGAGUUUGUUAAAAUCAUGGAUAGCCUUAAUUUGCCGUACCCAAAGAAAAUUGAUGAAUCAAUACCUGCAAACAAAGUCUGUGGUGUUUUCUAAAGAGAUAAUAUAUACAAUAUAAAGAUUAACUUAUACGAAUCCUAAAAACUAUUCGGAUAUUUAUCUUGUAAAGUAGAAAUCGUGAUCAAUGCUGUGAAAAUGUAGUUUAACUACUUUAAAAUGUUUAAUAGUUUACUAGAUUUUUACGUUUAUUUUAUAUUGUUCAUUGCAUAGAAGCUCAAAUUAGCCAUAAGUGUAAUAACAAAACAAUAUU
Messenger RNA from Pieris brassicae (large cabbage white), 1164 nucleotides. RefSeq names its product persulfide dioxygenase ETHE1, mitochondrial. The record is from RefSeq and is a predicted model, not a curated record. Lineage: Eukaryota; Metazoa; Arthropoda; Insecta; Lepidoptera; Pieridae. The transcript has 6 exons. The coding region runs from base 159 to 950 and encodes 263 amino acids. Gene Ontology annotation, biological process: hydrogen sulfide metabolic process; glutathione metabolic process. Gene Ontology annotation, molecular function: sulfur dioxygenase activity.